AUGAUUACUGCCCCGCAGCGGCGUCUACUUGUCCUCCUCUCGACUUUCUUCUUCGUGUUUAGCAUUUUCUAUUGCUGUUCGCGUCUCGCAGCAUUGACAGUUGGACCUGCAGAGGUCGAGGAAGAAGUCCUGCGACCGCAAGUCGAACUUCUCAGAGCCGAUAACCCCAUGUCUUAUGGCAUGUAUAACAGACCGCACUACGAUGGUAUCGACCUCAUCAGGAAUCUGCCGAGCGAAUACGUCCCUACAGCAAAGAAUGGAAGGAGAGUAGUCGUGGUUGGUGAUAUCCACGGCAUGCUUGACCCAUUCGAGAAACUACUCAAGAAGAUCGAAUUCAACCCCAAAACAGACCACGUUAUUGCAGUUGGCGAUAUGAUUAACAAGGGCCCGAAGUCUUCCGAGGUCGUUGCUCGUCUUAUGGAACUCAAAGCCAGCGCGGUUCGUGGUAACCACGAAGAUCGCGUCAUUCUUGCAUGGCGCGGCCUCAGUUCUCAGCAGGGCGUCGCCGCCUACCUCGAUACGAAAGAUGCCGCCAAGCACAGGGGCGAAGAGGCAUACUUGAAGACAGCUCGCAGUCUUUCUGAAGCGCAAAUGACGUGGCUGAGAAACCUACCGGUUAUUAUAUCUGCCGAAUCUAUGGCCCUCUACUUUGUGCACGCCGGUCUCGUCCCAGGCGUUCCACUCCCUCAACAAGACGCCUGGGCUGCUGAGAAACUGCGACAAAAGGAGCUAGCAAAGGCGCAGGAGGACGUGCAGACAAAGUUUCAGCAGCGUAGUUUCGUUCCCGGAGAAGAGGGCACCGACUCACAUGCACGCGUUGCCCGCGAUGAACCCGCUCCAGCCGAUUCCGCAGGUGCCGUAUUGUCAGCCGACGAAGCCGCCGCCGAACGCACGAACCCCGAUCGCGAUGUCUGGAUUCCCAUAGAUGGCCAUGAAGGUGAACGAUGGACCGACCUAUGGAAUAGCAAGCAAAGAAAAUUGCGAGGACCCGAUCGUCGUUCUGUUAUUUACGGCCACGAUGCCAAGAUGGGCUAUCAGGAGGACUCGUACACCUUCGGCCUCGACUCAGGUUGCGUCAAGGGUAACGCCCUGACUGCGCUGGUUAUCCAGGCCAAGGAGGAAGGUGGCUGGAAACACUCAACCCAUCAGGCGGGUUACUCAUUUCAGUUAGACGGCGUUAUGGGUCAUGAUAAUGACGGGUCCUUUCUUGUCAAAAUACAUAGACGGGAGUUCUCACGUAAACUAAUGAUAACAGUUCCAUGA
This is a messenger RNA of Fusarium redolens, 1263 nucleotides long. Its product is annotated as Metallo-dependent phosphatase-like protein. Gene Ontology annotation, molecular function: phosphatase activity; endopolyphosphatase activity. The record is from RefSeq and is a predicted model, not a curated record. Bases 1 to 1263 code for a protein of 420 amino acids. Gene Ontology annotation, biological process: polyphosphate catabolic process. The transcript is spliced from 3 exons. Lineage: Eukaryota; Fungi; Ascomycota; Sordariomycetes; Hypocreales; Nectriaceae. Gene Ontology annotation, cellular component: cytoplasm.